AUGUCUGACCCUGCUUUUACCGACCGCGACGCGUCUGGACAUCUUACCUCCCCGUUUUAUGGUUAUCUACCCACAGCGUGGGUCAACGAUCUCUUCCUGGUCUUGUUCGGACUAUCCACCAUUUUCCACCUCGUGCAAGCGAUCCGUACCCGUACGUGGUGGCUCCUUCCGACGGUCGUUCUCGCCGGCAGUGGCGAGUUCAUCGGCUGGGGCGCCCGUACUUGGUCUCACUACGCGCCGUUGAAUCACGACCCUUACCUCGCUCAGAUUAUUACUUUGAUCGUUUCUCCGACGCCGCUGAUUGGUGCUCUGUUCAUCACCUUCGGGCAACUUUCUUCCCGCCUUGGACACGAGUACAGUCGCCUCAGCCCUAGACUCUACUCCAAGAUUUUCUUCACAUGUGACAUCGUUGCUCUGCUCGUCCAAGCAGGAGGUGGAGGGAUUGCUUCAGGUUCUAGCGACGCAAGCGCCAAGCUGGGUAGCAACAUCAUGCUCGCUGGCAUCAUAUUCCAACUCGCCUCCCUGAGCGUCUUCUGCAUCCUGGUGGCAGAGUACUUGAUACGCCGCAUCCAAGACAAGCCGUUGAAGCGACGCACGAUUAACGACUCAGGCUCGGCCGAAACCUUUGUCUUUUCGUCUCGGAUGGGUCCAAUUCCGAAGCCAUUGCUGCAGCUGGCCUGUGGGCUCUGUGCCGAAGCUACGUUCUUGUAUAUCCGCGGCAUCUACCGGACCAUCGAGCUUGCGGACGGAUGGCAAGGGAAGAUCAUCCAAACACAGUCUUUGUUCAUCGUCUUUGACGGCGUCAUGGUCUUCCUGACGAUGUUCAGCUUGAACGUCUUCCAUCCUGGCCGACUACUGAAGGCCGCUGACUCCGAGUCGGGGGUAGAGAAAGACAUCAUUCCUAUGGGAACAAGGAGUCCCGUAGUAUGA
Molecule: messenger RNA, 930 nt
Organism: Trametes versicolor FP-101664 SS1
Lineage: Eukaryota; Fungi; Basidiomycota; Agaricomycetes; Polyporales; Polyporaceae
Product: RTA1-like protein
Exons: 10
Coding region: 1-930 (309 amino acids)
Cellular component (GO): plasma membrane; fungal-type vacuole
Source: RefSeq, a predicted model, not a curated record